Messenger RNA from Porites lobata, 3410 nucleotides. Lineage: Eukaryota; Metazoa; Cnidaria; Anthozoa; Scleractinia; Poritidae. The record is from the annotation of a GenBank genome assembly.
ACUAUAGCAUUUGUGCUGUUAUGCCUUAUAUUUUUUUACUGUUUUUUAGAGCAGAAAGGCGCUUCCCACCAAAGUUUUCGCAACAAACAAAAGCGAUCAGCAGUGAUAAAUCGCCGAUAUAUCUGGCCUGCUACCUACGAAAAAGGGGAGGUUACCAAGGUAGUCAUUGCCUAUACAGUUAAGACUGGAGGCUGGUUCAGCGGACUUGGUAAGCACGACAUAGUUCCCAUAACAACCAACCAAUUAUCAUGGUACACACAAUAACAGAAACAUCAGAGCUGCUAAGUCUUGCUAUAAUGAAGCUUGAUGUAUAGAUUAUCAAAGCGUAAGUUCUCGUGCGUGAAUUUGCCGUUUGACGUCCUAUCCUGUUUUAGGUGACGAAGAUAAAAAGACGAUCAGAGAGGCAGCUGAUGUCAUUGCUAAACACACCUGCAUACGAUUUGUGGAGAGGACAGAUCAGGCCGAUUAUAUAGAGUUCUACGAAGACGCAAAGUGAGAAGGAAUAUUUCCAUUAUUACUACUUACAAACUCAGAAAACCGGCGGGAAAGCUGGAAUAUUUCGGGAAUGUUGGUUGGGUAGUAAUAAAUGACAAUACAAUAAGGACGAGACACAUAACUCAGCAAAGCUACAGGCCAUAUUAAUAACCACAAAAUUUAAUUUAAUUUUAGCGCUGGUGGUUUUCUUUCUUAGCUGAAUAAUCUUUCGUUUAGAUUUAUCGACUUAGAUAAAAUUAAACAGUUCUAGUUAUAUUGACGCUUUGGAUGAAAUUGCACAAUUGCUGAUAACAUUCGCUCUGUUGCAGGAAUUUUUGUCAGUCACAUAUCGGUAAAAAAGGCGGGAAACAGCUGCUGUCACUCGGGAGUGGCUGCAAAAACAGGGGUCACGUGACUCAUGAACUCAUGCACGCGUUGGGUUUUUUCCACGAACAUACACGACCUGACAGAGACAAGUUUAUCAAGAUUUUGUGGGAUAACAUCUUGCCUGGUAAUUCUGAUUCUCAAGUUGAUUUCAACGCUCUAGUGCUGCAACACAGCGAAACCGCGACGAAGUAACAUUCCAUAUUGUAAAUUUUAUUGAAGAUGUGAUCGUCGCAGUAGUAAUUGUUAUUAAUCAAUUUUUGUUAAUCAAUUGCAAAUUAACCCGAAAAAAGUUUUCGGGAAUUGAAAGGGAUUCGAACUUAUGCCCUCUCCGUUAGCGCUGCAGUGCUUUACCAACUGAGCUAUGAAGACCCACAAAUUGGGAGUAGGCCAGAUUGUUGAGUUCAGCUUAACCCGUGAAAGGAAUGAAGCAUAGAAUGAAGAUGUUGUGAAGGUCCCAGAUUGUCCUGUUUACAGAUAUGCCCCUAUCGGCGUGAUUGACUAGGAACUCGUAAGAACUUUGUGUUUUCGUCACCAGAUGUGAAUAUUCAAUAAAUAUUUUAAUAAUUUUAUUUUAGAUUCUUAUUGAUUUUAUUUAUAAAUCUUGUUAACAGUAUUUGUUGCGUUGUUUUAUAACGCAUGACAGUCGUAUGGAAUAGGAGGUAGAUAAAGACUAUGAAAUUGUUUUUUUCUUGACUUAGAACAAAUCCAACAGUUUGCUAUCCGCACUCGUGGCGAGGUGACCUCACUGGGUCAGCCUUACGACUUUCAAUCAAUCAUGCAUUACUCUAACAAGGAAUUUAGUAGGAAUGGAGGAGAUACCAUACAGGCUAUCGCAGAUCCAAGCAUGUCGCUUGGUAAUAUCAACUCGCUGUCUGCCCUAGAUGUGAUGCAGAUUAACUUGUUGUACAAGUGUCCCGAAGCACUGACUCAAGGUACGGUGUGCAUUUGUUUACCCCAACUUAAGGCAAUGCCCACAGGACACCCACUCACACCACGCCUUAACACCACACCAUAGCCAGUGUUUUAAGGUAUGCGCACUAUCCACCACAGGUACAGCUAUGAACAGCUCUUACUGCCUGUUGAAAGCCUUGCGUGUCACCUUUAUGAAGGUCAUUUCGCAGAUGUGUAUCUUGCUAUCAUUACUUUCUGAAAAAGUUUAUGAUUAUAGGCAUAGACUGGCCAAAUGGACGUAACGGUUUGUAGUCUCAGCACUGAGCAAAAAGUUCAUUUCUUUUACUUAAACAAUUUAUUUUGCAGCUGGUAACUACAUAGUGACAAUUUACACGGGAAACAAGUAUUUGGCUGGAACUGACUCUAGAGUUUUUGUAGAGCUUUUCGGUCAAACAGGGAACACAGGAGAAGUAGAAAUGGCGGGAAGUAAAAAUGCUUUUGAGAGAAGCAGGUUAGUACUAAGCAUUGCAUUCCUUUAAAGCUUAGUAUGAUAAACUGGGCCUGAAUAUCCAGGUAAAUAGUUCACUAAGGUUUGUUUGUUGUUUCUUUUAGUACGGACACAUUCAACGUCAUUUCACCAAACUUGGGACUAGUGACCAAACUAAACAUCAGACGUGACAAUGCGGGAUAUGCAGCCGGAUGGUACCUAAACAAGGUAACGAUUACUACUGAUCCUUAAUCAAAAUACGGGGUGUUACAUGAUCUAACUUACAUGAUGAUGGGAGAGAAGGAAGGCCAAAAAACCAUACAAGCUAACAGGUGUAGUACACAACCAAUACCUCAACCAACAGCCAAUCGGCAUUUCUUACAUUUUCCCGGAUACUCUUUAACUCGUCCCCACGGCUUUCCCAAGCUCUUGGAACGCGGUUGCAGCAUUCCUCCCAGUCAAAUGACCUUUUUUCGGGUUUUAAAUAGUAUGCGAAGCCAUUAAAACACAUUUUUAUCAGUGGAAAUUUUAUGCUUGAGAUAAAUUUGGUAACUGUUCCAGUUACGUCACCACAGCACUGAAAUUAGGGACUUUAAGAUCCAACGACGCAACAGCAAUGAGAACGUCGCUUAAAAAGAGCAUUUGCGUUGUUUCAGUCUUUGUCGCAAUUAUUCCUACUCACUUACUUUGUCAAUGUAGGCGAAACCUCCUGGAGUUGAAUUCCUAGGCACCAUAUCCAAGUACAGAAAGAGAAAUAAAAUUUCGUCGUUGCUCGUUUACGUCCUCCAUAAAACGCGAAAUUAGGCAUGUUCACGCCGUAGUCGUGCAAUAACGGGCAGAGAAAUGCACAAAAAGACGUGGUGUACGUGCAAAGUUGUUGUUUUGCUAAUUAAACGUAUUGUUGUUAUUGUUGUUUUUUUUGACGCUCUCGUUACCGUCCGCGUCGUUGGAUCUUAAAGUCCCUAUUCUAACCCUAAACGGUAUACGUUCACAAGUAAAAGUAUUAACACUUGUAUCUCACUUCACACAGGUUCGUGUACAGAAUAUUAAAAGACAGCUGGAUGCAACAUUCUUGUGCUCCUGUUGGAUAGAAAGCUUUCACACCAAGACACUGUUUCCUGAUGAUAGUGUUUUCAAUGUUUACUCGAAAAAGAGCCGAGGAGCCAUUUAA